This is a messenger RNA of Paramecium octaurelia, 993 nucleotides long. NCBI's taxonomy places the organism in Eukaryota, Ciliophora, Oligohymenophorea, Peniculida, Parameciidae. The record is from the annotation of a GenBank genome assembly.
AUGAGAUCUAAUCAUUAAUACAAUUAUAAUUAUAAAUUAGACUAAAUAUUUUCCAGAGAAAAGUAAUCAAUCAUUUAUACAUUCAUUAGGUCUUAUGAUCUCCAUUUGAAAAAAUUGAGUGAAAUUAAAAGCAAAAAAUCUCAUUCGUAAUCAAGAGUCUAACAUAUAGAAAUCUUAGAAAAAAGAAAUAAUAUCAGACAAUAAAGAAGGCGUUUUGAUCUCAGUGGUAUGUUUUCAUGAAGAUUUUAUUAAAUUUAGAACAAUCAGAACGAAUCAAUAAAGGAAACAGUUAAUUAUAUUAAAAAAUAACAGAAAUCUGCAAUAGGCCUAUGUAAUAAGAUUACUAUAAAUACGAAGAUGAAAAUCUACAUCAUCCUCAUAAUUUAAAUUUAACUUUUCGCAAAAUACAAGCCUAAUAAAUUUAACAUGAAAACAUUAAAUUAGCUGAUCGACUCAUGAAACAGGAACCUGUCCUAAAAAUGGACGAAUAUUCUCAUUAAUAUAAGGAAAACAAAAGGUUGAUGCAAAGACUUUAAAGAUAUCAAUAAUGUCAACAAUAUGUUAAUUCAAUUAGGUAAUCUUCUAUCUAUUUUAGAAAUAAUUUGACUCUAUCUAAUCGUGAUACAACAAAUAAUAGUUCAAUAUCCUAGAAGAAGAAGGAUAAAUUGUAGUUAUAACCAAUACUCAAGUAAAUAAACAUAUUUAAAUCCUAGUGUCAAAAAUAAAUCAAUUGAUGUAACAGAGUUAGAAAAAAUCAAUUAUUUAAUAAAUCAUGAAGACGAAGCAACUUUAAAGGAACUUCUAUAAUUAUAAGAAAAGUAAUAAUAAUAAGAUGAAAAGAAUUAGACAAAGUAAGAAUUGCCUGAAAUUCCUCAACUUAAUGAGGAAUCCUAAAUUGAAACUAUUAGACAAGAUGAAAUAGUAGAAAACCAAAUCUAAUAAUAGAUAGAUAAUGAAGUCAAACAAUAAAGUGAUGAUAUUGAUUAAUAAUGA